AUGCUCAGUUCUCUUUCUCACGUGGUUUGUCAAGUAGAUAUUAACUCAAAUAGAACUAGCUACAGAGCGCUGAGGCAGACACUUCAAAUUGUGGCAGCAUUUCAUGACAUUAUUUCAUACAUUUUUAGCUUUGCUCAGCUGGGAAAUGCAACAGGCUGCUUUGACUACAUGUGUCCUCCUGAGCAUCUUUCUGCAGACUGGGGAGGAACUGAACAGAUCGGAGAUGAGCUCCGAGAACUACAGAAAAAGAUAGACAGCCUCCAGAAUCCCUCAGAUCCAAAUAAAGUAGCCCAGAUACUGAACAUGCACAGAGAAGUUAUGUUUCUGCAGUUUGAUGCAGCUGUGAGACAUUCCAUGCGGGAAACAUUUCUGUCAUCUGGGAAUGUGUUUGCAUACCAGAGUGUUACGGACAACAUUUACCACGGGUUGCCGCCCCUCAGCAACUCCCUUGUUAAAAGUGCAUUUGCUUCCCAGCUCCAGCUUCCACAGCCACUAGAUCCACAUAGCCACAGAACAUUGAUGCUAUUUCCUUGGAGAACAUUCCUAGCAAGCAAAGGUCCAUUUCCUGUCACUAUUAGCAACCUCAAUUCCAUAAAUUACAAUAUGCAGUUAUGUCUUUGUGGACUGAAUGCUGAGGAUCGAAAAACUGCUCAUGGGGAGCUAGUUGGGAUGCAAUUUGUAAUAGAGGAUAUAUCCAGGAGUAAUUCUGAAGUUCUGGAUGAUUUCAAAGAACCGCAAAAUUCUGCAACGAUAGUUGAAGCAAGUGGAAAAGCUUCAAAAGCACUGCUGGAGCUGCCAGAUUCAAUGGCCUCAUGUGUCUUGCUAAGAUCUUACCUGAUACUCUGGAAGCAGUUGGAAGUCAUCAAAGCAGAAUGGGGAAGACUGAAAUUAAAAGUUGAUGACAUCAACACAGUUGCUCUGUACAAGCAAUUUUCUGAACUGUAUGGUGCUGAAGUUCUGUACCCUGCUAUAAGAUCCAUAGCCAGACAGAUGGGUGCAGAAGAUGAAUUCGAAGGAUUUGUAACUACAUCUCAGUGUAUACUUCCCCCUAAAGACGCUUCAGAAGUUGAGAUCAAAACACGCCAGCUUCAAAAACUCUUGGAAAACCUAGAAAUCCACAUGAUCCAUGAUGUGCAAAAGAAAGUAAACAAAGAGAUGACACUGGUUAUAUCUGAAAAAGCAAGAGAAGAAAGAAACCUUCCUACAGAGCUCUGGAAGCAUCAUAGCAUGCAAGAAAAUUUCUCUGUCACAAGGCCAGAAAUAGUUGAGUCAUUUGUACAGAGGCUAAUGGAAAAUCACCAAGAAAUUAAUGCAGAGAUGGCUUUUCGAAAAGACCACUUACAAAAAUGCCUCACGGCUUUGGGUUGUGAUAUCAUGGCCAGAGAACGUAGUAACUUUGAGACCUACUCCAUGUUUUAUGAAAAUAUUCUCCAGCAGCAACAUCAGCUACUCUAUCAAAAAGAACAAGAAAUGCAUACAAUAGAAGACAAGGGAGGAAAUUUGGAAUUGGUUCUUAAUCAGGUAGCAGAAAUGAGUCAUGAGAUUAUUAUCGAAAUUACUGCUCUAAGAGCCAGACUUGCUGAUCUGCAAGGAGAAGAUCACAGCAGCCUCAGAGAGAAGAUAAGAAAAGAAGUCCAAGAAGAUUAUGAAGCAUUAGUGCAAAACCUAUUUAUGAUGUGUCUGCAGCUAAAAGGGAAACUGGAUGAAUACCGCCUAAGCGUGAACAGACGCAUGUUUGAAAUCAUCAGUGAAGUGAGAAGAGAAGGGGUGGACAAAAUGAUUGACUUGAAAAAGAAGUUUGGCUCCACUAAAGAUAACCAGGCACUCAAAGAACAUUUAUCUCAACAGGGGCAGCUGCAGGAAUUACGUGAUGAAAACAGCCAGCUGGGAGAAUUGGUGUGCAAACUAAAGGCUGUGAGCUGCUGGAAAGAAACUGCCGAAAGGGCACAAUUGUCUGCCACACUGAGAGAAGUGGAGAAGGAGGCCAUUCAAAACAAAAAAGAGUGGCUGAAAUCCAAGAUGAUGGCAGAACAAGAGGCAAUUUUAUUUCGUCAGCAACUGAGGGCUGUGCGGAAAGCUUUGGCAGAGUCUCAAACAGAGAAUAAAAGGUUGAAGCAACAACUAGACAAACAGGGGCACUUGCUACAGGAGGCAAAACAUAAGAUGAGUCAAGAAGUUCACAAAAGGCAGCAACUAGAUCUGAUUAAGACAGCGAACUUAGAAAAGAUGCUGGGAAAUCUUGAAGAGAGAGAACAAAGACUGCAGUGCCUGACAGAGGAAGCUGAGAAAUCCUCUGAGAUAAGGCAGCUUCAGGAGAAAAAAAUUAAAAAAGGAAUCCAGCAAAUCAGAAGCCAGCUAACGCAGGAACGCAGUUUAAAACUGGAUGCCUUUCAGAGGGUAGAUGAGCUGCAGUGUCAGCUUUAUGACUUGGAAGCAGUAAGAGCAGAGAGAAACUCCCCUGCAGCAGCUAUAAGAAGAAAGUCUGCCAGUCUUUCAUCCAGUGGCAAAAGCACAAGUAAUUCUUUUUCAGGUUGGAGCCACAACACAGGAACAUUCACAUUGACUAAGGCUGUCAGGCAACAUCUUUUGACUGCUGAUGCUGUGCAUAGCAGCAAUGUAAGAUUAGAGCAGAUUCAAAGACCCAAGACAGUACCUACUGGGUGGAGAAACAGAGUAGUAGAUGCUCUCUUGCCAGAUCUAAUGAAAGAUGCUUAUUCUACUGCAGCGACACCCCUUUAUGGGCAGAGGACAUCUCAAGAAUAAGCUGUUAUUUUUUUUAAAAAAAAUCAGUUAAACCUUUUGAUUACCAGUUUGAUUACAUCAGCAUAAAGUAUUCCUAUUGAUGAUCCUUUUACUGUUCAGGACUGAGUAUUUGUAUAGUUGCUAUCCAUAACAGCAAAUCAGCUAUUCUCUACUUGAUUUUCUCAAAAUAUUAUUCCUAGUUAAAAGCAUCAAAAUUCUGCUAAGUAUGGGAUCAAAGCAGGCCUCUGUUCAGACUCAUCAUGCAGUAGUACAUAAAGCCAUGGUCCAGCAAUAUAGUACCAUCCACUGGAGCUUGUAGAAGCCUAAGCCACAUGUACUCAUAUUAGGCCUGUCAAGAUCAGGCAUACAUGCUACACAGCUUGAGACUGUGAGCAGUGCUAGUCUCACGAAGAGUCUGGGAAGCCAGUGGAGAAGUGGACAGAUUGGGUUUAACACAAGUAGUCUGGAUCAGGCCCAAGGCCCAUAUAGUCCAGAACCCAGUUUUACGCAGUGGCCCAUCAGUUGCCUCUCAGAAGUCAACAGCCACGAGAUGAAAGCAUGCAAUGAGGCUCUACACACGAUCCAUGUGUAGAGCCUGAACGGACUCCGCGAGGAGAGCGGGCUUAGCCAACUAUCCCUGCAGACAAGCAGGGAGCUCGCCCUGGGCAGCCAGAUCAACUGCCCACAUGAUUACUGGUUCUGUCGUGGACCCAGUAGGGGGCAGCGGGAUCAGGGGCCACUUGGCCCCCAGAUGUCCCAGAAAACCCCAUGCGAGUGCGUGGGGGCAUUCUGGGGGGACUUCUGAGGCAGGGAGGCUUACUGUAGGUCGGGGGUCUCCCCAUGAGUUGCCACAGUGGCAUUUCACAUGCGGAGAAAUGAGGUUAGUGGGAGCAUUUAACGGGAGGGGUGUUUAGUGGGAUUUGUUGCUGGGAGCCACACAGCUCCCGUUGCAGUACACAACCGCAGGAAAGCAGGCUGGGCUCCCUUUGCCCGCUUUCCUGUGGUUGUGAGAAUAGCAUCUGUCUCCUACAAUUGGUAUGUGCUGUAUGAUAAGUAGUUUUUGAUGGUCCUAAAUUUCAUGGCAAUCCGUUUCAUCAAAUGACCCUCGAUUCUAAUGUUGAAAAAGGAAGAACUUCUCCCUAUCCAUUUCCCCCACACCAUGCAUCUAUAAUAUAAAGCUGCUUGGGUCUUAUUGACUUGAUAUGAAAACUCCCAUCCUAAACCACAAGAUCAAACUUGUUUUCACAGGCAGGUUUCAGUUUUGGAGGUUAAACAAUUGAUUGCCCCGUUGAAACCUGGUAAGGCUUCUGGAAAUGAUUUUAUUCUGGCAGAAUUAAGUAAUUCCAAUGUGGAACGGCAGGCUCAUUUUAGCCUGUUUACAUGUAUAGAUUGAUUAGCUCCCAUCCUGUGAUUAGGGCCUGGCUAUCAUAAUUCCAAUGAAAAUACACUGCUAUCUCUAAAAGAUUGCUUUUUGCAGCAUUUGUUGACUUUAGGGUGGCUUUUGAUUCAAUUUCAAGA
This is a messenger RNA of Hemicordylus capensis (graceful crag lizard), 4260 nucleotides long. Its product is annotated as coiled-coil domain-containing protein 162-like. Lineage: Eukaryota; Metazoa; Chordata; Lepidosauria; Squamata; Cordylidae. Bases 1 to 2763 code for a protein of 920 amino acids. The record is from RefSeq and is a predicted model, not a curated record. The transcript is spliced from 21 exons.